AUCUGUGCCAUUUGGCAUGAAAAGUCAAAAAUCAGUGUGUUGGCUCAAUUUAUGUAAAAUUAUAUUUUAGGUCAAUUUAUCGUUACAAUGAGGCUCAAAACUUAACCAAAAGCCAUGAAAUUAGGUAAAAUAUAUUAAAUUAAUACCAAAACAAUAAAAUCCGGUGGUCCUUUGUUCGGAAGCGUUUUCGGGCCAUCAUGCAAAAUUUUUUGUUUUAAGUGAAAUUUUGUAUGGAAUUUGUGAAUAUGGAAGAGAGAGAAGCAGGAGACGGGGCCGCGGCGGGAGAAUGCGAUCGGUCUCCGAAAAAAUACAGCUGGGCGGAGGUACGGCAGGCCGUCCACGACUUGAGGAAAGAGCUAUCCUCUUUGUCGACGAUGGUACCGAUGGCCUUCUCCUUUAGAAAACUCGAUAGCGGUAAAAUGAGAAUAUACUUUUUAAGAACGCCUCAGAAUGGAUGGGAAAUAACUUUGCUGUAUACAGAUAUUAUGCCAAGUGAAAAUGCUACCAACUCAAGGUUAGAUUGGAAACCACUGAUUGAGUCGAACAUAGCUCUCGGUGUAUCAUCAGGAAAGUGGUCAAGAGAAGAACAGCUUUUGUGGGAGAGGCAAAGAGUUGCCGCCUGGGGUAUUGCCUCCUAUGAAUUACAUCCUACAUCUGGCAGAGUCCUCUUUCCUUGUGCCUCAUCACUGUUUGUUGCUGAAGAAGGUCCCAAUCAGUCUCCACCUCUAGUCCCUCGAUCUCUUAGCACUGGUUGGGGAGCACCACUAACGCCUGCGAUGUGUCCGUCCAUGCCUUCACUGGUAGCUCAUGCUGCAAGAGGCGAUAUUUGGCUAGCUGGAGACUCGUUAAGAAGACCAGUGCGGCUAACUUAUGCAUGCAAAGGGAGAGAUGAAAGACUUGCUGAUGAUCCCUGCCAGGCUGGUGUACCAUGCUAUGUCACUCAGGAGGAGUUCUCUAGAUACACGGGGAUUUGGUGGCAGCCAAAACGCGAGGCUGAUGUGUUCCGGAUAGUGUAUGAGGAGGUAGACGAGAGUGAUGUAAAGAUAUUCAGUUUCCCAUCCUCGCAGAGUACCAGCGGGGAGGUAGAGGAGUUCAGGUUUCCCAGAGCUGGCACACCGAACGCGCGGUCGACGCUGAAGAUGGUGACGUUCAGACUGCAGCGAGUGACUGCCACCACCGUCCUCGACUACUACCACGAGGGCAGCUCUGACAACAUGGCUGUAUCAGACUCGAACAACGAGUGCCUAGAGGUGACGGACAUCCGGUGGUACGAGAUGAGGCAUCCGCUGGACGAGGCCUUCCGCUGGUUCGAGUACCUCGCCAGGGUCGGCUGGACGCCGUGUGGACAGUACGUGUGGGCGCAGCUGCUGGACCGCAAGCAGCAGAGGCUGGAGCUGGUGCUUAUACCGCUGAGCGAGUUCUCCGCGCCCGCCGGCUACCCCGCCGCGCCCGACCACCUCGCGCCACGGACCGACGACGACUGGCGGCCGAGCGACCAGCAAAUCAUGGUGUUGGUGUCGGAGACGGCGCCGGACGCGUGGAUUAACGUACACGACAUAUUACACUGGCUGCCGAGCAGCUCCGGCGAGGUGUCGUUCAUUUGGGCGUCCGAAGACACUGGCCAUCUUCACCUCUACCUCGUGACCUGCGCGCUCGUCAAGCGGGCUACAACUGUGCCUGAGAUGAUAUUAGAAGACGAAUCGUAUGCCCGAGCGCCGAGCAUCAUCAGCAAAGAGGCCAUCACUACCGGUGGCUGGGAGGUGAUGGGCAGAAAAAUAUGGGUGGACGAGGCGCGUGGGUUAGUUUACUUCGUGGGGCUGCGGGAGACGCCGCUCGAGCGACACCUGUACGCAGCGCCGCUGCGGCCGCCCCGACCGCACGCGCUUACGCUGCUGACGCCGCCGGGACACUCGCACUCGGUGGACAUGGACGAGGACUGCACCCUGGCGGUGAUAACGUCGUCGAACAUCAGCAGCGUGCCCGUGACGCGCGUGUUCCGCGUGCGGCACGCGCUCACUGGCGUCACGUUGCUUGCGCACGGCACACUCAUGGAGCGCUCUUCCUCAGAAGGAUCAGACACAAAGUCCUUCAACGGGUCGUGGGACAGCCGCUCCGGCGACGGUGACGAGGACAGCGACGUGUCUUCUGUAUUAAUCCGAGAGCGAUCGUUGAGCGCGGGCUGGUGUCCGCCGCCACCGCAGAUCCUCUCGACGCGGUUAGCGUGCGGCGCGCGAGCGUACUGCACGCUGUGGCGGUGCGGGCGGCCCGGCGCGCGACCCACCGUGCUCCACGUGUACGGCGGGCCCGAGGUGCAGACAGUGACCAACAGCUACAAGGGCAUCAGACAGCUGCGCAUGCACAUGCUGGCGGCGCGCGGCUUCAACGUGGUGGCAGUGGACUCGCGCGGCUCCAAGCACCGCGGUCGCGCCUGGGAGGCCGCCAUCCGGGGGAAGAUGGGCCAGGUGGAGCUAGACGACCAGGUAGAAGUACUGCAAUGGCUGGCGAAAGAGACGGGUUGUAUAGACAUGGACCGAGUCGCGAUACACGGCUGGAGCUACGGCGGCUACCUGUCGCUGCUGGGACUGGCGACGCGGCCGGACACGUUCAAGGUGUGUGUGGCGGGCGCGCCGGUAACGUGCUGGCGGCUCUACGACACCGCCUAUACCGAGCGGUACAUGGGCUCGCCCGCCGCCGCGCCGCACGCCUACAGCCGCGCCAGCGUUCUCGCGCACGCACCCUUCUUCCCCGAUAAGGAGGGGCGGCUGCUGAUCAUCCACGGCCUGGCGGACGAGAACGUGCACUUCUGCCACACCGCCGCGCUGCUCGCCGAGCUCGUGAGGCUGGGGAAACCGCACCGGGUACAGGUGUACCCGGGCGAGCGGCACUCCCUGCGCGCGAUGCACGCGGCGAAGCACUACGAGGCGACGCUGCUGCACUUCCUGCACGAGAACCUCUAACGUGUAUUAUUUUUAUAAAAGUUAUUGUUUUAGUAAUAAAUGAAAUAAUGCUUUAAAAUUUUUAUUUAA
Messenger RNA from Aricia agestis (brown argus), 3026 nucleotides. Its product is annotated as dipeptidyl peptidase 9. Bases 231 to 2957 code for a protein of 908 amino acids. NCBI's taxonomy places the organism in Eukaryota, Metazoa, Arthropoda, Insecta, Lepidoptera, Lycaenidae. Gene Ontology annotation, molecular function: dipeptidyl-peptidase activity; serine-type peptidase activity. The transcript is spliced from 19 exons. Gene Ontology annotation, biological process: proteolysis. The record is from RefSeq and is a predicted model, not a curated record.